Messenger RNA from Myodes glareolus (Bank vole), 9409 nucleotides. It is a transcript of the gene Cdc42bpa, whose product is annotated as CDC42 binding protein kinase alpha. Gene Ontology annotation, biological process: actomyosin structure organization; peptidyl-threonine phosphorylation. The record is from RefSeq and is a predicted model, not a curated record. Gene Ontology annotation, molecular function: protein serine/threonine kinase activity; ATP binding. Gene Ontology annotation, cellular component: actomyosin; cytoplasm; cytoskeleton. NCBI's taxonomy places the organism in Eukaryota, Metazoa, Chordata, Mammalia, Rodentia, Cricetidae.
AGGAGAGAAAGGGCUCGGGAGCGAAGACAGCCGCUCCGGGAGCUGCCCUCCCUGCCCGCGGAGGACUCGCCCAGGCGCUCUCCGAGUGGAGGUUGGGAGCAUUUGCAGCAGAAAUUUGGGUUUUCCCUCCCCCCUCCAUACAUUCUCUCCCUCCUCCUCCCCCUUUUCCAAUUUUUCUUCUUCCCGGGAAGUGGAUUGCCGAUGCCGAGAGGACUUUAUUCAUUAAUGAUGCAACCGGAUUCGUUUCAGGAUUAUGUUGCACGAAUUGAAUUUUGAAUGAAGGAGUUUUUUUUUUUUUGAAAGAAGUGUUGACUCUUUAGUUCGUUGUACUUUUAAUUAUUAUUUUAUUUAAACAUACAACUUAAUUGUAUUAUCCUCUUACAAAUAUUAAAUCUAUAUUUUAUGGAAACUUACCCUCAAGAUAUAUAUGUUUAUGGGUGAAAUCGAAGACGCUUCCGUUAAGUGAGGUGACUGGCGUGUUGGAUGUUUAAUUCAGCACCGGCAUUGCAUGACAGUUGUUGAAAUAACAAGUGGUUUAUUUUUUAAAACCACACCUUUAAAAUUUUAGGCACAGAUAGUGACAGUAGACGUCGUAAGGGCAAUUAAGAGAAGGCCAGAAGCAGCAAUCGAAGCAACCAUGUCCGGAGAAGUGCGUUUGAGGCAGUUGGAACAGUUUAUUCUGGAUGGGCCAGCGCAGACCAAUGGGCAGUGCUUCAGUGUGGAGACUCUACUGGACAUUCUCAUCUGUCUCUAUGAUGAAUGCAAUAAUUCUCCACUGAGAAGAGAGAAGAACAUUCUUGAAUAUCUAGAAUGGGCUAAACCAUUUACUUCUAAAGUGAAACAAAUGCGAUUACACAGAGAGGACUUUGAAAUAUUAAAGGUGAUUGGUCGAGGAGCCUUUGGGGAGGUUGCUGUAGUUAAACUGAAAAAUGCAGAUAAAGUAUUUGCCAUGAAAAUUCUGAAUAAGUGGGAAAUGCUGAAAAGAGCUGAGACAGCAUGCUUUCGUGAGGAGAGGGAUGUGCUGGUGAAUGGGGACAACAAGUGGAUAACAACUCUGCACUAUGCUUUCCAGGACGACAACAACCUAUACCUGGUUAUGGAUUAUUAUGUUGGUGGGGAUUUACUUACUCUGCUCAGCAAAUUUGAAGAUAGAUUGCCUGAAGACAUGGCUCGGUUUUACUUGGCUGAGAUGGUGAUAGCCAUUGACUCAGUUCAUCAGCUUCACUAUGUGCACAGAGACAUUAAACCUGACAAUAUAUUGAUGGAUAUGAAUGGACAUAUUCGUUUAGCAGAUUUUGGUUCUUGUCUGAAGCUGAUGGAAGAUGGAACGGUCCAGUCUUCAGUGGCAGUUGGAACUCCAGAUUAUAUUUCUCCUGAAAUCCUUCAAGCUAUGGAGGAUGGAAAAGGCAGAUAUGGACCUGAGUGUGACUGGUGGUCUCUGGGGGUCUGUAUGUAUGAGAUGCUUUAUGGAGAAACACCUUUCUACGCUGAAUCUCUGGUGGAGACAUAUGGAAAAAUCAUGAAUCACAAAGAGAGGUUUCAGUUUCCACCCCAAGUGACUGAUGUGUCUGAAAAUGCAAAGGAUCUUAUUCGAAGACUUAUUUGUAGCAGAGAACAUCGACUUGGCCAAAAUGGAAUAGAAGACUUUAAGAAACAUCCAUUUUUCAGUGGAAUUGAUUGGGAUAAUAUUCGAAACUGUGAAGCACCUUAUAUUCCAGAAGUCAGUAGCCCAACAGAUACAUCAAAUUUUGAUGUGGAUGAUGACUGUUUAAAAAAUUCUGAAACAAUGCCUCCACCAACACAUACUGCAUUUUCUGGCCAUCAUCUACCAUUUGUUGGUUUUACAUAUACUAGUAGCUGUGUUCUUUCUGACCGGAGCUGCUUAAGAGUCACAGCAGGUCCCACCUCACUGGAUCUUGAUGUUAAUGUCCAGAGGACUCUAGAUAAUAACCUAGCAACUGAAGCUUAUGAAAGAAGAAUUAAGCGACUGGAACAGGAAAAACUUGAACUUACUAGAAAACUUCAAGAGUCAACACAGACUGUUCAGGCUUUGCAGUAUUCAACUGUUGAUGGUCCACUAACAGCAAGCAAAGAUUUAGAAAUCAAAAGCCUGAAAGAAGAGAUUGAAAAGCUAAGGAAACAAGUAGCAGAAGUGAAUCGUUUGGAGCAACAACUUGAAGAAGCUAAUUCUGUGAGACGAGAGCUAGAUGAUGCUUUUAGGCAAAUCAAGGCUUUUGAAAAACAAAUCAAAACUUUGCAGCAGGAAAGAGAUGAGCUAAAUAAGGAACUAGUCCAGGCUAGUGAGCGAUUAAAAAACCAAUCCAAAGAGCUGAAAGACGCACACUGUCAGAGGAAACUGGCCAUGCAGGAGUUCAUGGAGAUCAAUGAACGACUAACAGAAUUGCACACUCAAAAACAGAAACUUGCUCGCCAUGUCCGAGAUAAGGAAGAAGAGGUGGACCUGGUGAUGCAAAAAGCUGAGAGCUUAAGGCAGGAGCUGCGCAGAGCAGAAAGAGCCAAGAAAGAGCUGGAAGUUCACACUGAAGCUCUAAUUGCUGAAGCAUCAAAGGACAGGAAGCUGCGUGAGCAGAGCGAGCAUUAUUCUAAACAACUGGAAAAUGAAUUGGAGGGACUGAAGCAAAAACAAAUUAGUUACUCACCAGGAAUAUGCAGCAUAGAACAUCAGCAAGAGAUAACUAAACUGAAAACUGACUUGGAAAAGAAAAGUAUCUUUUAUGAAGAAGAAAUAUCUAAAAGAGAAGGAAUACACGCAAGUGAGAUUAAAAAUCUGAAGAAGGAACUGCAUGACUCCGAAGGCCAGCAACUUGCUCUCAACAAAGAAAUUAUGGUUUUAAAAGACAAAUUGGAAAAGAACAGGAGAGAAAGUCAAAGUGAAAGGGAAGAAUUUGAAAAUGAGUUCAAACAACAAUAUGAACGGGAAAAAGUAUUACUAACUGAAGAAAAUAAAAAGUUAACAAGUGAACUUGAUAAGCUGACCACGUUGUAUGAGAGCUUAAGUUUGCGCAACCAGCACUUAGAAGAAGAGGUCAAAGAUCUAGCAGACAAGAAAGAAUCAGUUGCCCACUGGGAAGCUCAAAUCACAGAAAUAAUCCAGUGGGUGAGUGAUGAAAAGGACGCCCGAGGUUAUCUUCAGGCCUUAGCUUCUAAAAUGACUGAGGAAUUGGAAGCGUUAAGAAAUUCCAGCUUGGGGACACGAGCAACAGAUAUGCCCUGGAAAAUGCGUCGUUUUGCAAAACUGGACAUGUCAGCUAGACUAGAGUUGCAAUCAGCUCUGGAUGCAGAAAUUAGAGCUAAGCAGGCCAUCCAGGAAGAACUGAAUAAGGUUAAAGCAUCAAACAUUAUAACGGAAUGUAAACUGAAGGAUUCAGAGAAGAAGAACUUGGAACUACUAUCCGAAAUUGAGCAGCUGAUAAAGGACACCGAAGAGCUUAGAUCUGAAAAGGGUAUAGAGCACCAAGACUCACAGCAUUCUUUCUUGGCAUUUUUGAAUACGCCUACCGAUGCUCUGGAUCAAUUUGAACGCUCCCCGUCCUGUACUCCAGCUAGCAAAGGCAGACGUAUUGCAGACUGUGCUCCACUUCCAGUUCACACGCCAACCUUAAGGAAAAAAGGAUGCCCUGCUUCAGCUGGCUUUCCACCUAAGCGCAAGACUCAUCAAUUUUUCGUGAAGUCUUUCACUGCCCCUACAAAGUGCCAUCAAUGCACCUCCUUGAUGGUUGGCUUGAUAAGACAGGGCUGUUCCUGUGAAGUGUGUGGGUUCUCGUGUCAUAUAACGUGUGUGAACAAAGCUCCGACUGCUUGUCCGGUUCCUCCUGAGCAGACUAAAGGUCCACUUGGUAUAGACCCACAGAAGGGAGUAGGGACAGCGUAUGAGGGCCAUGUCAGGAUCCCUAAGCCAGCUGGAGUGAAGAAAGGGUGGCAGAGAGCACUGGCUGUAGUCUGUGAUUUCAAACUAUUUCUCUACGAUAUUGCGGAAGGAAAAGCAUCUCAGCCCAGCUCUGUCAUUAGUCAAGUGAUUGACAUGAGAGAUGAAGAAUUUUCUGUGAGUUCAGUCUUGGCUUCUGAUGUUAUUCACGCAAGUCGAAAAGAUAUUCCCUGUAUAUUUAGAGUCACAGCUUCCCAGCUCUCAGCACCUAGUAACAAAUGUUCCAUCCUGAUGCUUGCCGACAGUGAGAAUGAGAAGAGUAAGUGGGUGGGAGUCCUGAGUGAACUACACAAGAUUUUGAAGAAAAACAAAUUCAGAGACCGCUCUGUGUAUGUUCCCAAAGAGGCCUAUGACAGCACCCUACCCCUCAUUAAAACAACGCAGGCAGCUGCAAUCAUAGAUCAUGAAAGGAUAGCCUUGGGAAAUGAAGAAGGAUUAUUUGUUGUGCAUGUCACCAAAGAUGAGAUUAUUAGAGUUGGUGACAAUAAGAAAAUUCAUCAGAUUGAACUCAUUCCAAGUGAUCAGCUUGUUGCAGUGAUCUCGGGCCGAAAUCGCCAUGUCCGACUUUUUCCUAUGUCAGCUUUGGAUGGGCGAGAGACAGAUUUUUAUAAGCUGGCAGAAACUAAAGGGUGUCAAACCAUAACUGCUGGGAAAGUGCGCCAUGGAGCCCUGUCCUGCCUGUGUGUGGCUAUGAAAAGACAGGUCCUCUGCUAUGAGCUGUUCCAGAGCAAGACCCGACACAGGAAAUUUAAGGAAAUUCAAGUCCCAAGUAAUGUCCAGUGGAUGGCCAUUUUCAAUGAGCAACUUUGUGUAGGAUUCCAGUCGGGAUUUCUCAGAUACCCCUUGAAUGGAGAAGGAAGUCCAUGCAAUAUGCUCCAUUCAAAUGACCACACACUAUCAUUCAUUGCACAUCAACCAAUGGAUGCUAUCUGUGCAGUUGAGAUAUCCAACAAAGAGUAUUUGCUGUGUUUUAACAGCAUUGGGAUAUACACAGACUGCCAGGGCCGAAGAUCUAGACAACAAGAAUUGAUGUGGCCGGCAAAUCCUUCCUCUUGUUGUUACAAUGCACCUUAUCUCUCCAUUUAUAGUGAAAAUGCAGUUGAUGUCUUUGAUGUAAACUCCAUGGAAUGGAUACAGACUCUUCCUCUCAAAAAGGUCCGACCUUUAAACACUGAAGGAUCAUUAAAUCUUUUAGGGUUGGAGACUAUUAGAUUAAUAUAUUUCAAAAAUAAGAUGGCAGAAGGGGAUGAACUUGUAGUUCCUGAAACAUCAGAUAAUAGUCGAAAACAAAUGGUUAGAAAUAUCAACAACAAGCGGCGUUACUCCUUCAGAGUCCCAGAGGAGGAAAGGAUGCAACAGAGGAGGGAGAUGCUACGAGAUCCAGAAAUGAGAAAUAAAUUAAUUUCUAACCCAACUAAUUUUAACCACAUAGCACACAUGGGUCCUGGAGAUGGAAUACAGAUCCUAAAAGACCUGCCCAUGCCAGGUUUCCCUUAUCCAUCCCCUCAUCACCACUCCGGUCUGAUCUCCUCUCCGAGCAACUUUGAGCACAUCUAUCACAUGACUGUCAAUUCUGCUGAACAGUUUCUCUCUCCUGAUUGCAUAAACCCUGAGUACCCCCCGUCCCUGCGCUCUGCCCCUGGUACACCACACUCUGUGACUCUGAGGAACCCACGUCCUCAGGAAAGCCGGACAGUAUUCAGUGGCUCCGUCAGUAUUCCCUCCAUCACCAAGUCCCGCCCUGAACCAGGCCGCUCCAUGAGUGCUAGCAGUGGCCUGUCUGCACGGUCAUCAGCCCAGAAUGGCAGUGCGCUGAAGAGGGAAUUCUCUGGAGGAAGCUACAACACGAAGCGACAGCCAAUGCCCUCUCCCUCAGAGGGCUCUUUAUCAUCAGGAGGUAUGGACCAAGGAAGUGACGCCCCUGCGAGGGACUAUGACGGAGAGGACUCUGAUUCGCCGAGGCAUUCCACAGCUUCCAACAGCUCCAACUUGAGCAGUCCCCCAAGCCCUGUUUCACCCCGAAAGACCAAGAGCCUCUCUCUGGAGAGCACAGACCGCGGGAGCUGGGAUCCAUGAGCCCAGGACUGUGGUGGCCACAGGCAAGGGACUCUGUACCCCGACAACGUGCCUGGCAGCAGCAUCACCUUAGCACUGCUGCAAUAAGGAUUCCUCCGCAGCCAGGCCCGCUUUACCCUCCCCCUCCAGGUAGCUUUGUAGACAGACUGCGCAGACGCAGCGCUAAGAGUAGACAGGUUGUGUUCUCACCGUAGUCCUCACGUAGCGCCCAGCAGCCUCCAUGAGCGUCAGCCCGACUGUUGCCAGGAAAUAAAUCCUCACGACUUAAAACAAUGCAUAUUUUACUACAAUACAGAGUUUAAAUAAAUACAUAAAUGUAGAAGUUAAAUACUGAAUGUAUAUAGUCAAAGAAGCAUCUUGUGUUUGAUGAAAGAUGGAUGCGUAUAUAAGAAAGAUCAUUUAAUUUAAAAAAAAAUGUGUUGUUUCUUGUCUGUUUGCCAGCUAAGUCAUAUACAGGGUAGAAAGGCCUCAAGUGACAUUUGUAAAGAGAGCAGAAGUCAGGUCCCCUCUCCCAACCCCCGUGGUGUCUGUUCUCAAGCUGUGGGCAGGCUGCGGUCCUAUGGAAAUGUAAGGAAUGUGUAGAGAUUAGUGCCAUUGAUGGGGUGUGAUCUGGACACCACAGGGGGCACAGAGACACACUCACCUGCCUCCCAGGGCAUUUCCUUCUUUAGUGAUGGAUUUGAACAUGUCCCCUUACUAUAUUUUGAUAUAUCGCACAGAUGAAUGUGAAAGACUAUUCUGUCAUCUUUUGACCCUUCCCAUCAUAAAGGGCACAGUCAUGGCUUCUGAAGGUCAUCGAAUGGUUUGUGUAGCCUAUUUUGUCCUGGCUAAAUCCUGUCCCUCCCUAGGUUGCAGUGAGUCUGUUUGGACUGGGCACAGUUUCCCAAUGGGAGCCUGUUUGGUUAAGGGUAGUUGUAAACUUCCUCUAAACACUCCUGGGGAAAGGGUUUCUUUCUUCCUACUAAGUCAUGUGAAACCUCAGAAGCAUGGGCUUGAACGGCCUUGACCAAAUAUGCCUUCCCACUGGAGGGGACUGUGGAGUCUGUGCAUGGGUCCAAGGUGUGCUGGCUGCCGUGGAUUGUCGGCCAGCUUCCACUCUGGAUAUCUGCUGCUGUACUUGUCUAAGGAAGCAAGAUGGAGACCAGAACUCAUCUCUGCCCAUGUGUUUCACCACCUAAGAACACAAAGAAAAGAUGGAAACUAUAAUAUCCCAUGCAAAUAAAGAGGCCCUGCCACUCUUUGUUUUUACCUCUUUUGGGUUGAAAAAAAACCACUGUUUCUCCCCACUUUAAACACACCUAAAAUAAUUUCUGGAUUAUUAUUAACCUGCCUGGCAUGCUGACACUUGGCACAGAUUCCUGAGGUGUGCUGCCUUAUGGAGGAGGUUACAGUUGGGGAGGGGCAGGGAUGGUGAUGGAGGCACUUCUGAUAGGGUCUGUUUAACAGCUUUGACAUCUAGAUUUUCCACUGGCUCAGACAUGAGUACAUUUUGUUUUGGAUGGGCCUUGCUCUGUUCUAAUCUGAAUCACUUUGCUUUGGAAAAGUAUAUUUGUGUGCAUCCAAAAAUAAGGAUCAGAUCUUGAGUUUGGUCAGAGCCUUAUUGUUGUAUCUGCCUGGACUUGGCAGAUUGCCUUGAUAGACCUGGCUCCCCUCCCCUCUGCCCGCCCUUCCCUCUCCUUCCCAGGGAGAACACUGACAGGACUCACCCUGAGCCUUUGGUUUGUAGCUUUGACAACCAGUUGUGGAUUUUUGUUGCCUACAGGUGCUUGUUUGUAAAAGAGCCCUUUUUGAGUCCCACCCAAGCUCUACCCCCUGGUUCCCUGUGGACUGGCCCAGAACGGGGUGGGGUUCUCCUAAUAACCACUGUCUUACUGGACUUACCCCAGCCUUACAUGAAGAGUGUUCCAUCAGAAGCUGUGGAGGAGGAUGAUGGACAGGUUUCCAGGAGCAGAAACAAAGGUCCCUCAGAGCAGUGGAUAACAGACCAGAGCAAAGGCCUGUGGCCCUGCUUGAGAUCACUCUCCCUAACCCGUGCAAGGUAUUUGAAAGUGUACAGCAGCAGGAAUUGAUCUCUUAAGUGGAAAAAAAAAAUGGCAUCAAAGCCAUUUCUGGCAUAGUGUCUAUGCGUUAGUACUUGGUGCUAUGUCCAGCCUGUUUGCUAUUUAUUGGCCCUUGAAUUCUGGCUAAUUUGUUAAUGUGAGUUUUAGGUGGGUAUACAAAUGUAUUACAUUUUGUUUUAUUUUGUUUUGUUUUUUGCCAAAAACAAGCUUUCCUGACAAUGAUUGCUAAAGCAGGCUUCACUUAAAAUAUAUUUAUCUGUGUGCACACUCCCUGUGCUUAGCCAUUUGCCUUCUUUCCCAGUGAGCACAGCUUUAAGACUGAGGGGGAUAACUACAAAUGGCCUCUUUGGCUUUCCAGCGAUUUCCUACAGCCAAGCUUAAAGGGAGUGUCUGAAUUCCUAUCAUUCCCAUCAGCCCUUCCUUUAGCCUCUUCUCUUAGACUCCUGUCAUUUUGUUACAUAGUAAUCACAUCUAUUUCUAAGAAAGCUAGCUGGCUUGUGUGGAACCUCAGGUAUCAUUAAAAAAAAAAAAAAAAAAGCCAGAGCAGAGGGGCAGAUGUCCUCUCCCAGAUGCAACAGCCCACAAGCAGCCUUGGCAGUGACCACAAAUUGAAUUCUGCCAGCUCAAUAGACCUAGCUGACACCCCUUCCCCACCUUGCCCCUGCCCCCCGCCACCACCACACACAAGUACUGCAGGGCAUACUUUGUCCAAACCACUGGCCCUUUCCAGUUCUACCUGGCCCAGCCCUGCCCCUUUCCAAUCUGUCUCACGUUAUCCUUCGUGGCUCAUUCCUCAUUGAAACCUUUAGUGUUUGCAAGUUCAGAGUGCCCUCUGGAGCCCUGCUGCAGUCAGUGUGUCUGCUGCCUAGGGACAGCUUACACAGGGCCCUACUACAGUUUUAGGAGGCUACCACCAGUCAGCCUCCAUGCCAUUGAAAGCAAAAUGACCUGCCUUUUUAUUUGAUAGUAUAAUAUCAUUUAUUUUAAAAUUUUUAGAAUUUUUUUCUCACUGUAAUAUUAUUGUACAGUUUUGCAUGGCCUGGGUGCAAUCAUUUUUGUUUAGACUAUGAUGCUGACCAGUGUGUGCGUGGAAGGGAAGGCACUGCUUUGGCCUCUUAUUACUCAUUUGGUUUGGUUUCAUCCUUUGAUGUCUUAGGGAACUUCCUGAGAGAGUGUCUGCUACCGACUAUGACGUGGAUUCUUUUGCACAGAAUUAUUUAAGGUGGGAUAGUCAAAAAUGUAACAAAGAAUUUCUCACCAAUAUUUUAUGUUGGUGUCACCUAAUUAACCAGACUUUGAUGUACUGCAAUAAAAUAAGAAACUGUUA